CCUCCGCCGCCUCCCUCCUCCGCAUCCCAUCUCUGCUCUUUAUUCGCCGUCCACAGAUCCACCGCGCCCACGCCAUCGCAUCAGGAGAAGGUAAGCAGACGAGGGGGGAGAUGGAGGCGGCGACGGCCAUGGAUUUCCACUCGCUCUCGCGCCGUGAGCUCCAGGCGCUGUGCAAGCGCAACGGCGUCCGCGCCAACAUGACCAACUCCGCCAUGGCCGAUGCGCUCCAGGGCCUAGAUUCGGUCGACGGGAUCGAUGAGAUCGGCACGACUCUCUGUCUCCCGACUCCAGGAAGGUCGGCGAUGAAGUCGGCGGCGAAGAUGGUGGCCGUCGAGGAGCAGCAGCACGGUAGCCCGCUCCCCCGCGGCCGCCGCGUGUCAGUGAAAUCACCCGAGGCCAUCCGGAUGGAGGUUGAAGGAGGAGAGGACGAGGUGAAGGAGAUCGUGAAAACUCCCGGCGUCGCUCUGCGCAGCACACGCCGCGGCACUCGGGCAACGCCCGCACCGCUUCCUACUCCGGUGGCGGCGUGCAGUACGCGCGCAACAGCGAGGAGGACCGCCGCUCGUAAGACGGGCGAGGUGGUGCCGACCCCAGCCACCCGGAGGAGCCAGAGGACGGCGUCUCGCAAGGCCGCGGAGGCAGUGGAGGCGGACCGACCCGCCGAUGAUGUACCCGAGGAAAAGAUAUCGAAGAUGACGAUAGCUUUGGAUCAGGAAGCAGAGGUCGUGGCGGCCGCAUCAAAGGAGGAGAAGGUGCAUAACGACGAACCGAAAGCUGAUUCCUGUGAUGAAACUACAGUGUCUGCAGCUGUUUUGGUUAAGAGCUGCAAUGAUCCUAAGGUGGAGGAAGUGGUGGUUGUCAUGGAGGAACAGUCCGCAAAGCCCCACGAAGGAAUUGUGAAAGAGCUGGAACCUAUCAGUGUUGAGACAUCUGCUCUUUUGACAGUCAUGGAUGAUUCACCAAUCUUAGGUGUUGUUGAGAAGGAACAGGGUGCCUCGGUUGAAGAUUGUGAGGACUUGGCUGAAUCACCUGCAAGGGAGAUCAUUCCUGUUACUGAAGAUAAGGACUUGGCUGAAUCACCUGCAAGGGAGAUGACUGAUGAGAUCAUUCCUGUUACUGAAGAUAAGGAAGUGGCCAUCAGUGAGGAGGUUGUUACUGAAGAUAAUGGAGUGGCCAUCAGUGUGGAGGCUACUGAAUAUAAGGAAGUGGCCAUCAUAGAGGAAGUGGCAAUCAAUGAGGAGGCCGUCAAGGAAGAUGGUUUUGCUAACACUGUUGAGACUGAUUCUACCCCAGAGGAGAUUCUGACUGCUGCGGGAGAAGAUGAGACCAUUGAGGAAGGUGAAGAAGAUAAGACCAUUGAGGAAGGUGAAGUCAUACUUACUGAAGGCAAAGAAAGUGCUGCUGAAGAGAUGUUACAGGCUGGUGAGACCAGUGAAGAAGAUGAGGAAGAAUACCUCACUGAAUUGAAACAAGGGGCUGCUGAUGAGGUGCUGCAGGCUGAGCUGGCAGACAGUGAAACAAGUGAAGAAGAUGAAGAUGACCUGAGUGAAGAGAGAGAAGGAGCUGCUGCUAAGAUGCUGCAGGGUGAAAUGACAGAAGAUGAGAUCAGUGAAGAAGAUGGUCUCGAUGAGGAUGAGGAAUGGUCUUCAGAUGAUGAUGAGAACACUGAGGAAAUUGGCUCUACUGACGAGAGCGAUGAAGAUACUGAUGAGAGCAGUGAAGUCCAAAUGUUGCAGGGAACUGGGAUAACUGAAGAGGCCAACGAAGAUGCCUCUACUGAAGAUGAUGAUUUCAGUGGUGACCUACCACCAGAAUUUGACAAUAUCAUGAUAUUCAGUGAUGCUGAAACUGAGAGUGACAUUGCUCCUCCAGUGCUCGAGGAAAACCAGGCUGCUGUUGCAUCUGCAACCAAAACUGCAAAGUCUCUGGAUGAUUCUGCCAUGAGUUCAGAGCAGGAGGGUCCUGAGGUUGACAACAUUGUGAAGUCCCUGGAUGAGUUCACCUUCAAGGAGGGAGAAUCAGAGGAGAUGCAGAAGGAGCAGCCGCAGGAUUAUAACAGCAUGAGCCUAAGGAAGCUUAAAAGCACGUACAAGAAAUGUCUUAUUGCUCAAAAGGAAGGAAAGCAGGAGGAGGUCACCGAAGGGAAGAGGCUUCCUCUCGAGGAGGUGGAUGAGAACGCCUGCAUCAACCACUGAACAGAACAAGCAGGCGACAGGUCACAACAUUUUCGUGUGAUGGCAUCUGCUACAACGGGAUUGAAUCGAGGAAUGCUGUGGUUGUGAAAUGAUAACUAGGCUACCUUAUUGUUCAUUUCCAAAAGUUUUCGUGUGUGUGUGGAGAGAUUGGGAUCAGGGCUGAAACCGUGGUUUCAGCCAACAAACUUGCAGUUCCUGUUGCUUUGCCUUUUUUUUUCUUUAUUAUAUAUCAGUUACAGAACAUGGAUUAUCCAGUGGUAUGGUGAUGAAUGAUGCUAUGUUUCGCUUAUAAUAAUAAUAUGUAUAUGAAGGAGAGUGCCCCAAUUUUUGUCCA
Molecule: messenger RNA, 2529 nt
Organism: Sorghum bicolor (sorghum)
Lineage: Eukaryota; Viridiplantae; Streptophyta; Magnoliopsida; Poales; Poaceae
Product: glutamic acid-rich protein-like
Exons: 5
Coding region: 111-2195 (694 amino acids)
Source: RefSeq, a predicted model, not a curated record